Molecule: messenger RNA, 904 nt
Organism: Pocillopora meandrina
Lineage: Eukaryota; Metazoa; Cnidaria; Anthozoa; Scleractinia; Pocilloporidae
Source: the annotation of a GenBank genome assembly
AUUUUCUUUGUUUCAGUUGCAAUAAUCGCGGAGGUAUACUCCCGAUAUUUCCCAAGCUUUGAUACAACCCACCGUCUUCAAGUAGAAAAAGGGCAAUACGUGGAAGUAGAAUUGGAGCUAAAGAUGGACUAUAAUUCACCUGAAGUACCUUGUGCUGAUGAGGAAUAUCUUGAGAUCCGUGAUGGGUAUAAUCAGUCUGGAAAUCUUUUGGGUGUAUUUUGUGGAAGAUACAUUCCUCGCUUUAAAAUACGUUCCAGUGGACAGAACAUGUGGUUAAGAUUUUCACCUACCCGUAGACACCAGCUAUCGUUCAGAUAUUAUGAGGGAAAAGCACUAAGUGCAAGAGGUAGGUAUUCUUAGGUUUAAGUCAUUUGAUUUUCUUAGCGGUAUAAUUUAUUGUGGAUGAAAUGUCUUAUUAUGUUUCUGCUUAGUUCCCACCAACCUGAGAAACGUCGCAAAGACACAGUUUGUUCUGCUCGACCAUUCGUCAUCUUUGUGGUGCCCGGCGGAAGGUGGACCAGCUCCUCGCAUUGUUUGGAGAAAGAAUGGCGCUGUUUUGCAAAACAGCACUAGUGUGCGACUUCAAAUCAACGUCACUGAAGAAGAGAGAAAUACAACUUACAGCUGCGAAGUGGACGACCAUGGCCGAAUGAAGAGGAAAAACAUCAGUCUUGCUGUCGAGAGUAAGUCUCAAAUUACAUCUUUACUUCAAGGGGGCUCAGUUGUUGUGUAUGCUUUUGGUAAACCUUACUCUUUGUCUUGAGUCAAUUUAAGGAUUUUUGGUUUUAGAAUGAAACCUUCUACAAUUUUAUUCAAGGGUAACAUGAAAAGUCACAUUUAUGAUAUAAAACACAAAAUAACUAAGGGUGCGUUCCAUUGGGAGAAUCCGGAUCUGGAUAUCUGA